Molecule: messenger RNA, 1212 nt
Organism: Aspergillus candidus
Lineage: Eukaryota; Fungi; Ascomycota; Eurotiomycetes; Eurotiales; Aspergillaceae
Product: NAD(P)-binding protein
Exons: 3
Coding region: 62-1039 (325 amino acids)
Source: RefSeq, a predicted model, not a curated record
CUCAGCCUCUGGGAGCUCAUGAUCAUUUGGACUUGACGAAUAUCUACUGUGACUUUUCAUAAUGACCGUCGAUUUGAUCCAAAAAGUCGCCAUCGUGGGCGCAACUGGUCGCAUCGGUGGUGCCUUUGCCAAUGCACUUGUGCAGACCGGCAAGCAUACCGUCACAGGCCUAACUCGUCAAGGCAGCCACGGGCAGCAGCCCGACGGCGUGCGUCACGUCGAAGUAGACUAUGAAGAUGAAGCCUCGAUAGUCGAUGCUCUCCGUGACCAGCAGUUCCUCGUUAUUACCCUCGGUGUCCGGGCGCCAGACGACCUCCAUCGCCGCAUCACUGUGGCCGCCGGCAAGGCCGGUGUGCCCUACAUCAUGCCAAACGCCUUCGGAUACCCGAUCUUGGAGCACGCCGAGGAGGAUGAACCGGUCUUCAGCAAUUUGGUCCGCGCUCGGAUCGACGACGUCCGCAGCAAUGGCGUGUCGUCGCCGAUCUGCCUCCCCUGCGGCUUUUGGUACGAGUGGAGCCUCGCGACCGGCGAGCAGUGGUUCGGCUUCACGAUCAAGUCCCGCAAGGUGACGUUCUUCGACGACGGGCGCCGCACCAUCACGGUGAGCACCUGGGACCAAUGCGGGCGCGCACUGGCAGCCCUGCUCAGCUUCCCUGAGUCCGGAGCGUCGCCGUCGGUCGACGACUUCAAAAACCAAGAUCUACGCAUCUACAGCUUCCAGGUGUCGCAGCGGGACAUGCUCGAUAGUCUGCACCGCGUGCUGGGGACGACCGACGCCGACUGGGAGAUCACGUACGAGCCUAUCGAGAAGCGGAUUGCGGAUGGCGAGCAGGAGAAUGCCAAGGGCGUCAUAACAGGGUUCGCCAAGGCAAUGUAUGGGCGGGUGUUCCGGACGAACAAUGCUGUGGCGGACUUUGCGGAUACAAUGUCCACGGCGAACGAAGUUCUCGGGUUGCCUACGGAAGAUCUGGACGAGGCAACAAGGCGAGCGGUGCAGAUGCUCGACGCCGGUUGGAAUCCCUUUGGUCUGGCGGUUUGAUCCAUGUGCUGCGGUGGUCUAAUUAUUUUACUCCAAAGGAAAAUGAAAAUUUGUUCUGUCUGACUUAGUUACAUUAAUCAUAUAAACAUCACUCGCGCGGGACUUUUCAUCCAGUGUUCAUUACAGCGUGGCUCCAAUCCAUCAUAACUGCCUGCCUGUCCCGGGAAGAUCCU